Tuber aestivum (summer truffle) is the source of this 284-nucleotide messenger RNA. The record is from the annotation of a GenBank genome assembly. NCBI's taxonomy places the organism in Eukaryota, Fungi, Ascomycota, Pezizomycetes, Pezizales, Tuberaceae.
AUGGCCGCACGACUCGCGUUCGGAAGUUCAUUGAAGGAAUUGCGUUUCCUUUUCUGUCAGACGGGGGAAGGGAGUGCUGCUGUUAGGUUUGUUGGAUCUUCUUCGAAACAGAUGAAUGGGUGGAAUGCGAGCUGAUGAGGAGGUGGGGUAGAGCGUUCGUACAGAAAUCGUACCCGCUUAUGAAGAAAAAUAAUCCUCAUACGCCGAUACUGAUUCGCGAGGCUUUGGGCACUCCUCCAAGGGUAUUCGCGAGAUACGGUGUGUAUCCCGACGAAACUGAGGAG